ACGAUCCUGAAGGAGCUGUGGCUGACAGGAAAUAACGCGGGAAGUGUUUUUGUAAGAAUCCAAAGCUACUGCAUAGAGCAAAUUGAACCCUGAGUACCCAUUGAAUAGAACGACGAGUUAUUCAGACUGUGGACACCUACUAAUUCAGGUUCUCCGGUUUCCCAGCGUCUGACAGGCCAAAAUGGCAUUGCAGCCAUUUCGCAAUGAACAGUUGAAUUAUUUUAAAUUCGCUUCCAUUGCUCUCAAUGAAUUCCCCAAGGCUUUACGUCAGACGUUUAAAUCUAUGUGGGACAACAACUUGAGACAUCGUCCCAGUCAUCAACUGUGGGAUGAUUCCGCUGCAGUGAGAAAUUUGUUUUUGACUUUUGAGGGUGGCCCUGGAAAAACCAAAGUUCCCACAAACCUCUCCUAUGAAGAAUGGGAUUGUACCAACCUGUUCCAGGCCACCAUCUACGCCAAUUCCUUUUCUAUGCCCGACAGUAGAGGUCAUCUCAAGACACUUGGUGAGCUACAUGUAAAACCUCGUAAACUGGCUCCUGGAGUAUUUCAUACGUCCGUGGUGAGCCCAGGAGGGGACAAUGCUGAAACUUUCGCCCUCGCCAUUGAUCAAUUGCGACUUCUACGAAAUGCACUUUGCCACUCGCACAGUUCUGAAAUUGAGAAAACUAAAUUUGAUCAUUACGUGCAGCUCGCUAAAGAUGCAUUUAAAGCCCUUGGUAUCAAGACUGACCAUGUUAAUGUUAUUGGUGGUUUAACAGAGUCAGAAUUUCCCACAGAUGAGGUUCGCAAAUUGGAGGAACGUCUAAAAGAAGAAUAUCGAGCUUGUGUAAGUUUUCUACAACAACAGAAUCAGCAACAGCAGCAAAACCUGGAAGGAAUGGCUUUAGUUAUCGAGGGAAUGGAUUCAGCUAUAAGAGAAAUAAAGAUUAGAGUGGAAAUUAUUCCAACAAAAGACGACGUCGCUCAGAUAAUGGAGCAAAAGAUGAAAGAUUUGAAACUAUCGCCAACUCAGGAAAGGCCAGAAUACAUGUCAUCCCUUGAAUCUGAAGAUGUUGCAGCUGUUCGGUAUAUUCAGAGGGAGCUUGAAACCCAACUGCUUAGAGGAGAGGACUCAAGGGCGGCUGACAAUUACUAUUUCCUUGGCAUAAUGAAACAUAAAGCGGGCGAUUUUGUCUCCGCUCUUAAGCAUUCUGAGCGUUCUCUUGAUAUAAGACGAAACCUACUCGGUGAAGAACACCCAGAUACUGCCAACAGUUACUUUUCCAUCGGAGCCACUCAACUUACCUUAGAAAACCUUCCCUCAGCUCUUCAGUCUGCACAACGUGCACUGGAGAUAAGACGAAAGCUGUUUGGAGAGGAACACCCAAGCACAGCAGACAGUCACUUCGCGGUAGGGGCAAUUGAACUUUCACUGGACAACUACUCUUCUGCCCUCCAGUCUGCACAACGUGCGCUAGAGAUAAGGCAAAAGCUGUUUGGAGAAGAACACCCAAGCAUAGCAGACAGUCACUUCGCGGUAGGGGCAAUUGAACUUUCAUUGGACAACUACUCUUCUGCCCUCCAGUCUGCACAACGUGCGUUAGAGAUAAGACAAAAGCUGUUUGGAGAAGAACACCCAAGCACAGCAGACAGUCAUUACGAAGUAGGGGCCGUUCAACUUUCAUUAAACAACUACUCUUCUGCUCUCCAGUCUGCAAAACAUUCUUUAGAGAUAAGACAAAAGCUGUUUGGAGAAGAACACCCAGGCACAGCAGACAGUCACUACGAAGUUGGGGCCGUUCAACUUUCAUUAAACAACUACUCUUCCGCUCUCCAAUCUGCGCAACGUGCGCUAGAGAUAAGACAAAAGCUGUUUGGAGAAGAACAUCUAAGCACAGUAUAUAGUCACUUAGCAGUAGGGGUCGUUCAACUCUCGUUAGGAAACUACCCUUCAGCUCUUCAGUCCGCAGAACAUGCAUUGGAGAUAAGCCAAAAGUUGUUUGGAGAGGAACACCUAAGCACCGCAGACAGUUACUUUUUGGUAGGAGCCACUCAACUGAAGUUACAUGACUUUUCCUCUGCCCUUCACUCUGUACAACGAGCAAUGGAAAUUAAAAAAAAGUUUUUCGGGGAAGAACACAUAACGAUAGCUGACAGUUACCAUUUAUUGGGACUUAUACAACACGAGCUGGGCGACUCUGCCGCAGCUCUUCAGUCUACAAACAAGGCACUUGACAUGGCAAGAAAACUCCAUGGAGAAGAACAACCCAGAAUUGCCAACAUUUACCAUUCGAUUGGCGUCUUACAGCAUGAGUUAAACGACAUUCCCACCUCUCUUCAGUCUCAUCAGCGUGAGCUUGACAUAAGACGAAAGUUACAUGGGGACGAAUGCUCGGAAAUUGCCGACAUUUACCAUUCGAUUGGCGUCUUACAGCGCGAGUUAGGGGACCCUUCUUCCUCUCUUCAGUCGCAUCAGUGUGAGCUUGACAUAAGACAGAAGUUCCCAGGAGAAGAACAGUCCAGAAUUGCCGACAUUUACCAUUCGAUUGGCGUCUUACAGUACGAGUUAAAGGAAGUUUCCUCCUCUCUUCAGUCGCAUCAGUGUGAGCUUGACAUAAGACGAAAGUUACCAGGAGAAGAACAGUCCAGAAUUGCCGAUAUUUACCAUUCGAUUGGCAUCUUACAGUACGAGUUAAAGGACAUUCCCUCGUGUCUUCAGUCUCAUCAGCGUGAGCUUGACAUAAGACGAAAGUUACAUGGGGACGAAUGCUCGGAAGUUGCCGACAUUUACCAUUCGAUUGGCGUCUUACAGCACGAGUUAAAGGACAUUCCCUCGUGUCUUCAGUCUCAUCAGCGUGAGCUUGAAAUAAGACGAAAGUUACCCGGAGAAGAACAGUCCAGAAUUGCCAACAUUUACCAUUCGAUUGGCGUCUUACAGCACGAGUUAAAGGACAUUCCCUCGUGUCUUCAGUCUCAUCAGUGUGAGCUUGACAUAAGACGAAAGCUACCUGGAGAAGAACAGUCCAAAAUAGCUGACAUUUACAACUUGAUUGGCGUUUUACAACACGAGUUAGGGGACUUUACCUCCGCCCUCGAUUCUUUUCAGUUUGCACUCAAUAUUAGACGCAAGCAUUUUGGAGAGGAACAUUCCGCCACAGCUCAAAGUUAUUUUUCCGUCGGGGAAAUUCAAAUCGUGUUAGGCGACUUCCACUCAUCCCUAUCAUCCAAGGAAAAAGCACUUGAGAUUAGACGCAACUUAUUUGGAGAAGAUGACGCAGUCACUGCUGAUAGUUACAUUUCGGUCGGAGUCAUACAUCUUAGGCUUCGUAACUAUAGCUUGGCAAUUCAUUCUCUACAACGUGGUCUUGAAAUAAGGCUGAAAGUAUGUGGGAAAGUACACUUAGAUACAGCUGAAAGUUACUUUUUACUCGGAAAAACACAAAACGAGUCAGGUGACUUUGACCCAGCUCUUAAGUCUGUACAUAGUGCGCUUCAUAUCCAUAGAAAACUGCUCGGGGAGGACGACCGAAUUACUGCUUCAAGUUACCACUUACUCGGGGUCAUUCAAUGUAAGGCGGGUGACUUCAAGUCUGCAAUUCAAUCAUUACAGCGUGAGCUUAGCAUCAUGCGUGAACUCAUCGGAGAAGAUAAUUCAAGCGUUGCUGACAUAUACCGCUUAAUUGGCAUCAUACAGGACAAGUUGGGUGACUUUCCGGCUUCCCUUCAGUCGUAUCAACGCGAGCUUGACAUACGAAGCAAAUUACUUGAAGAAAAAGAAGAAGACCCAAGUAUUGCGGACAGUUACACAGCAAUCGGUUGGGCACAACAUAAGUUAGGUGACUUUACUUCGGCUCAUCAGUCUGCUCAUCGGGCGCUGGAAAUCAGAAAAAUACUUUUCGGGGAUGAACACUCAGACACUGCCGACAGUUACCAAUUUCUCGCCGUCGUGAAAGGUGCAUUAGGCGACUCUGACUCAGCUCGUCGGCUGGAACAGUGUGCCAAUGAUAUCAGGAAAAGGCUAUCCUCGAUUUCAUAAAUCAUUAACUCACACAUGACAGCUACAAUUCAUUCCUGGCUGCCAAAUGUAAAACUUGUGUGAACCAUAUGCCCUUAAAAUCAGAUUGGAACACUGAAAAAUAGUCUUUUAUCAGCAUCUGUACAGGAUGCCAUGCAACAGUUGACUUUCGCUCAUUUCUUGAAUCUCCGCGGUGUGAUGCAGAGUCGCUAAGACUAUAAAGAAAAGCACUCGUCGAGGAAUGCUUUGGAGAAAAAUCAUAAGCUUUUGAAUAGAACUUGUGGACCACUUAAGACUGGUUUAUC
Messenger RNA from Pocillopora damicornis (cauliflower coral), 4299 nucleotides. RefSeq lists its product as uncharacterized. Gene Ontology annotation, molecular function: protein binding. The record is from RefSeq and is a predicted model, not a curated record. NCBI's taxonomy places the organism in Eukaryota, Metazoa, Cnidaria, Anthozoa, Scleractinia, Pocilloporidae.